This is a messenger RNA of Fopius arisanus, 1675 nucleotides long. Its product is annotated as cleavage stimulation factor subunit 2. Lineage: Eukaryota; Metazoa; Arthropoda; Insecta; Hymenoptera; Braconidae. Gene Ontology annotation, biological process: mRNA 3'-end processing. The record is from RefSeq and is a predicted model, not a curated record. Gene Ontology annotation, molecular function: mRNA binding. Gene Ontology annotation, cellular component: mRNA cleavage and polyadenylation specificity factor complex. The coding region runs from base 169 to 1470 and encodes 433 amino acids. The transcript is spliced from 7 exons.
GAUGCACCUGGGGUCACUCGAACCCCCAGAACUGAGCCUCUACUUUAGUCAAUCCUCUUUGGCCAGGUGUUUGUUAUAUAUUUAUAGUUUGUAGUGGUUCGUUCGAAUAACUAGUUUCUCGACGAGAUUGAUAUUAUUUCCGAUCGAGAUAAACAAUUAACAAAUAAAAUGACCAAUUCAACGAUCACAGAUCAAUCCUUGAUGGAUAAAUCGAUGAGGAGUGUCUUUGUGGGGAAUAUUCCUUACGAAGCCACAGAAGAAAAUCUGAAGGAUAUUUUCAGUGAAGUUGGGCCAGUGCUUUCCUUCAAAUUAGUAUACGAUCGAGAAACAGGGAAACCGAAGGGCUACGGUUUUUGCGAAUAUAAGGACCAGGAGACAGCCCUGAGUGCAAUGAGAAAUCUCAAUGGUUAUGAAAUUGGUGGACGAACCCUGAGAGUCGAUAAUGCAUGUACAGAGAAGAGUCGUAUGGAGAUGCAGAGUCUUCUUCAGGGUCAGAACACAGAGAAUCCUUAUGGAGAGGCUGUGCAAUCUGAUAAAGCACCAGAGGCCAUCUCCAAGGCAGUAGCUUCACUACCACCAGAGCAAAUGUUUGAGCUGAUGAAGCAGAUGAAGCUCUGCGUUCAAAAUAAUCCCAACGAAGCGAGACAGAUGCUCCUGCAGAAUCCACAACUGGCUUAUGCCCUCCUGCAGGCUCAGGUUGUCAUGAGAAUAGUGGAUCCUCACACUGCUGUCAGCAUGCUUCACAAGGCAAAUCCUAUUCCCUCAGCUAUUAAUGCAGUGGAGAAAAUAUCAAUUCACACACUUCCACCGAGAAUAGAAGAGCCCUGGGCUCCUGUCAGGCAGCCACCACCUGCUGUCAAUCCUCCUCCACCUAUAGCUCCUAUUUUCUCGAGCCAGGAUGUCGAUCUGAGGACGAUUGACAGACAGAUUGAUCCUAGAUUGGCAAGAAUGGACCAGGAUCUCAGGACACAAACCCAACCACCACCUAUUCCCAUUGUUCCUCCUGUGAUUCCUCCAGUUGAUAAUCGUGUUCCAGUUUUCAAUCCCCCAGACAAUAGUUUUUGUCGAGAUCCGAGAGCAGAUCGAUUCGGGAGAGAUCCUCGUGAUCCCAGAGAUCCCAGAAUAACAGUCGAUCCUAGAAUGAAUAAAUCUACUCCUCCAGUCCCUGUGGCACCUCCUCCAGUUCCUCGACCAGUCUUGGCACCAGUUGCAGCUCCAACCAAUGUUAACCCAGUGAACACAAUAACCCCGUCAACUGGAAUUUCUGCUUCGAGUUCAGCGGCUUCGAGACUCAUGGCAGGCAUGUCACCUGCCGGAAGUAUUCCCAGUGGAGCGUCUGACCAGGAGAAGGCUGCAUUAAUAAUGCAAGUACUUCAGCUGAAGGACGAGCAGAUCGCCAUGCUGCCACCUGAGCAGCGACAGAGUAUUCUGGUACUGAAAGAACAGAUUGCCAAGAGUACCCAAAGAUGAAUCAAAAUUUCAAAAAUAUCGAUUGAAAAAUUAUUUCAUUCCUUGUGUGUUGGAUUAAUUACUAUAUUAACGAAGUUUCCUUAACUUUUCAGUUGUAACUUCUUAUUUCCAUCAAAAUCAUGACUGCAAUAGUGCUGGAAUUUUUUAUAUCGAAUUUUUAUUAUGAACCUUGAUAAUAGACGUCGCCUGAGUGUGUUUUUAUUAU